Messenger RNA from Alligator mississippiensis (American alligator), 7724 nucleotides. Its product is annotated as synaptotagmin-like protein 2. The record is from RefSeq and is a predicted model, not a curated record. Gene Ontology annotation, cellular component: plasma membrane; exocytic vesicle. NCBI's taxonomy places the organism in Eukaryota, Metazoa, Chordata, Crocodylia, Alligatoridae. The transcript is spliced from 16 exons. Gene Ontology annotation, molecular function: neurexin family protein binding; small GTPase binding. Gene Ontology annotation, biological process: intracellular protein transport; exocytosis. The coding region runs from base 1253 to 4183 and encodes 976 amino acids.
CUGGGUGUGAGGCAGCACCACAAAGGGAUAACCCGAGCUAGUUCUGCACACCCUAGCUCUGGUAUGGGAAGCUGUGCAGCCACGUCAGUGCAGUGCUAAGUGCAGACUACUUAGCUCCGUUCUUGGCAGAGAAUGCUUAAAUCAUCUGCAGUGGAGGGAAGGGGGCACGCUUCAAUGGAGCAGCAUAUGGCCUGCUCUCCCUGUCCGUAUACCACUGACUCCUGGUUUUUCUUGAUCCCUGCUAGACCACAGAAGUAUGGAACAGCCUAUUGUUUGAAUGGCAAAUGUAGCUGCGGCACUAGGAGACAUGCACAUGACAAGCAGUGCAACAGCUCUGAGAGUUUGACAGAUCAACUGCAAUUGCAUGUUGCUGCUUGGAGUGUAGAUGUCCACAUGCUAUAUAAGGGACAGGUGUCACUAGCUUCAUUUUACAGGUGGGAAAAUGGAGGCGAAGAACAGCUGUGUAGCUUGUGGGGGGGGAUGGACGUUCUUCCCUUUUAUCUGCUUUUAUAAAUUGUGUGUUGGGGCAGCUGUGUAUCUGCUCCCAUCCAGCUGACUAAAAAAAUAUUGUUUCCUAGUUAAGCUGCUGCCAUGUCAAGAGGUAUAGGAGACCUGGGGAAAAAGGAGGACAGCUUGCUUUGGAACUUGUGCUUAAACACCCCCAAUGUACACAUUCACUUACCAUAUGUCAUGUUUAUCUAAAAAGGCAUCUUGAUGCUAUUUCUUUGCAGGAGUGACUGAGCUGCACGCAGGCUGACUUUUUCUUUUUUUUUGAGGAAGACACAUACCAGAGGUGCUGGCGGUCGAUGUUUGUAACUUUAGGGUUUGUCCUUCAUCCCUGCUGCUGCAGCUGAAGCCCGUGGCAAACUCGCUCCUCUCUAUAUUUGGAUACUUGAUUGACACUGGCUCAAGAACGCCGUGACUGUGAACAAGGAAAGCGAAGAAACACACUUCUGCCUGAAAGAUUUUUUUUUUUUUCCCCUGGCACAAGCAGGCAUGCUACACAGGAAACCGUGUCAGAGAAGAGCUGAUUAGUGCCUGAAAGUACAAGUCCAGACCUUAGCACAGCUUCCAACCUCGCCAUGGGGGUGUGAAGUGUGCAGUGUUUUAUUUUUUUCUUUUGGAGCUCUAAUACUGUUCAGCAGACGGACGCUGUCUGCAUCGGAGGCUGCUCAUGGCAUGCUCACAGUCUAGUCUGAAUUAGCUUUGGGUCUCCCACUGCUUCAGCUGGUUGAACAGCAGUAUAGAGAAGAUGUUGGACCUAAGCUUUCUGACAGAGGAGGAAUAUGAGAAGCUCAUGAAGGUGCUGCAGAGAGAUGCAGAGCUGAAGAAAAAGGACAGUGAUCGUGUCAGACGAUUGCAAGGCUCUAUCCAUGAUGAGAAGAAGAAGAAGUUUGUGACGGGUGAAUGGUUUUAUGAAGUGAAGGCAAAGCGUUUUCAAGAGGAGCUAGAGGGGCCAGAUCUGCUUCGAGCAUCAAUUAGAAGGAAAAAGGGCAAACUAGAAAAUGAGGCUAAUAAAGACAUCUGCGAGGAACUGGAAGGCAAUGCAGCUUCCCUGCCAUCAGAAGCAAGGUGUCCUUCCUCCCCUGAACUCCCCCCAGAUUUGGGGGACGAGAGAUCUAAUCCAGCUGGUUUUGAUUCUUCAAAGGGAUGUAGCAGCUCACCAAAGCCCAAGCCAGGACUCUCCAAGCUUCCAUCCACGUCGGAAAAGACAUCCAGUAUAAACGAUAUGUCACCAGCAAGGAGCAACACUAGAAUAAAUCCGUUCUUGACUACAGCAGAGAACCUGCAGCUGGUUAAAAAAAGUCAUGAAAGGUCUUCAAUGUCUGCCAGAUUUUCAGAAGAUCUAGUUCAACCCAAUUACUCUGCUAGCAUGGAUGUUCCUGAUUUGGUCACUGGCAUUCCAGCCAAACCAAAAAGUCCAGCUGAAGAAACUAAUAUUUUCAGCAAAAUACCAGUCAAAAGGAGACCAAGCAAAGGGAAACCCAGUUCAGAGCUGUCUCUGAAUAACACGGAGCAGUCUGAGGGCAGCCUUGCCAAGAGAGAGAAACUCAAGAGCUCAAAACCUCCCUCUCUAGAAGAGGAAAACAACCGAACUCUGAAGCAAGGAGCCAACUAUACCAUUUCUUCCAUGAGCAAUAAAGAGGAGGACAUUGGCCUUGACCGUGAACAUUUCAAGAACUUGAAGGACUUUUGGGAGAAAGGAGCGGAGUCCUUGGUAGCAGAAAACACUUUGGAAUCCAACUUGGUGGAGUCAAAUGGGAGACAGUUCAAGCUGACUCGCUCACUCUCUGUACAGUCUAAUCAAAGCCAAAAUGGAGAAGAAAAGGCCAAUAUCCCCACAAAAACCAGAAUUCCUUACAAGAGAACUGUCACCAUAUCUUCUAGUGAAGAUGAACCAAGCUAUGUAGCCCCUCCAAGGAAGGGGUCAGCCUCCUCUGUGCCCAGAUCCACAUAUGGCAAAAGCAAAGGUGCAGUGGUUACUAAAAAUAAUUCCCUGAGUGAAAGCAAUGGGAGGCAGUCAGCCCCAGAGGAGGAGAGGAAGGCACAGCGCAGUUGGAAGAGAUCCAGGCUGCCUGUGCGAGUGCCUUCCAUCAAAAUACAAUCGCCCACAGCAGAGAGUCUUGGCAGCCUGUUUGAGCCAGAGACACCAGCAGAUGAGUACAUCAUGCCAGAAGAAAGCAAGCGCAAGGUGGAUUCACUGGCAGCUAGGAUUCAGAUAUUGAUUGACCCUGUAUGUUCAGAUGAUAAGGAUGAUGGUGAGAGAGAUGAAAGGUCUAACUUGGUCAUUCAGGACAAUGAGGAAACUAAUGGAGAGGUGCUGGAGGAGAAGACAUAUGAGCCUUCAAAUCACCUAACACAUGAUGAGCCUGCCAGGGAGAAAGAAAUCAUUCAGGGAACCGACUCUGCUGUUUACUCAGAGGAAGACGCGGAUCCGUCUCCCGUUGCCAAGGCUCUGGCACGAGCUAAUAGCAUUAAUCUUGCAAAGAGCAUGGUGAACAUUUAUACAACCACCGAGACCUACAACAAGCCUCCAGUGAUAACCCAGCAACUUCUUGAGCCUGAGAGAGCCAAAGAGCUGAGCCGAUCCACUCCAGUCCUUCUGUCUGAGACUGAAUCGGACACGGCUUCAGAAAUCAGCUUUCAGUUUAACAGGCACAAAAAGACUCCCAGCAUUGGCAGCCACUCCUCCGACAUGGCCUCAGUCUCCUCGGUGAGUGGUAGUGUGCUAAGUGUGUACAGUGGUGAUUUUGGGAGUGUGGAUGCCCAAGGGAUGGUGCAGUUUGCUCUGGAUUACGAUGAGAAAAACCGAGAAUUCCAGAUCUUCGUUUCCCAGUGCCAGGACCUGGCUGUCGUGGAUGACAAGAAAGGCAGAUCUGACCCGUAUGUCAAGACUUAUCUUCUCCCCGAUAAAGCUAGAAUGGGCAAGAGGAAAACUUCAGUGAAGAAGCGAACAGUGAAUCCCAUUUACAAUGAAGUGUUAAGGUAUAAAAUAGAGAAGAUGGUCCUGCUGAUCCAAAAAUUGAAUCUUUCCGUGUGGCACAAUGACCCGUUGGGGCGUAACAGCUUCUUGGGAGAGAUUGAAAUAGACCUAGCUAGCUGGGACUGGAGCAACAAGAAACUCAACUGGUACACAUUGAAGCCACGGAGCCUUUCUGCCAGUAACGGCGUGGAUCAUCGAGGAGUGAUGAAUCUUUCUAUUAAAUACGUCCCACCUGGAAGCUUAGCAGGUACAAAGAAUCCCCCAUCUGGAGAAGUUCAUAUCUGGGUCAAAGAUGCUAAGGACCUUCCCCAGUUACGUCCUUCUGGAGUUGACUCCUUCGUGAAAUGCUAUGUGCUUCCGGACACCAGUAAGAAGAGCUACCAGAAGACCAGAGUUAUAAAGAGAGACACAAACCCUCUUUUUAAUCACACCAUUGUAUAUGAUGGGUUCCACACAGAGGACCUAAAAGACGCUUGUGUUGAAUUGACUGUGUGGGACCAUGAAAAGCUGACCAAUCAUUUCCUUGGAGGGAUUAGGUUAGGCCUUGGGACAGGGUCUAGCUAUGGCAUCCCAGUGGACUGGAUGGAUUCCACGCAGGAGGAGGUGGCCUUUUGGCAGGAAAUGAUGUCCGCUUCCAAUGAAUGGAUAGAAGGGUCAUUGCCACUGAGGUCACUGGCAGGGAGAAGAAAGUUGAAAUAAGACGUCUGCCAUGCUACCGAAAUUAUGAGCAUAUUAACUGGAAAGCUACCCACUCCUACGGAACGGAAACCAUCCCUGGCCAAAUGAUUGUUGAGUUAAUUAGAUGAUGACUGCAUGGGGAUUUGAAGACACUAAUAAGUAUUAUUAAUCCCUCAGCAAAGGACUUAGCAGAUGUUAAACUGAUGCUGUACUUUGUCUUAGCCAGGAAGCCAAGAAGAAAUGUUGUUUACUUUUUUAUUUAAUCAUUUCUAAUCCAUAUCUUAGAUUUCAUCAGACUCCAGGAAUGUUGGCAGGGAAGAGGAGGCAUAGCUAUUUUUAUACAGUUUUAUUUUAUUGCUGCUUUUUUGUGCCAUUUUUCAAUGCAGAGAGAAAGGUGUAAAAAGAGAAGGCGGCACCGCGGUAUUACUCAUCCUUACCCCUAAGUGGUACGCUUGGUACUGAAGGCAAGACCACUGCGGCUCACCAGUGAACAUUAUCCCCAGAUGGGAGCCUCCCAUCUGUUACAAAUGUCAGUGACAGAGGAAAAUUUAAUUUUGGGUUGCUGCAGGAUCCAAGGUGAGCCUGAAGUAGGAGAGGACUUUUGGAAGCAGACAGUGAAGCAACGUGACCAGGAUAUCAAUGACAAAGUCAAUACUUUUUAGUUCUGCUCUGCUUACUUAUGAAAAAAAGGAGAAAUGGUCAUGGAGGUAAUUUCCCAGACUGGUGCUCAGCAGAUACGGGUCCUACUUCCAGCUCUGCCUUGAACUUCCUCUGUGACCUUAGGCAAAUCUCUUGAAAAGUGAAGUGCAAUAUAAAUUAGCUGGCAGCCAUAUGGCCAAAUAUAAGGUGCAUUCAUGUCACUGAUGAACCAAUCAUUUCUUUGAAAUUACUUGUCCACAAACACUUAAAUCUGAAACAGUUACCCUAUCUGCCUAAUGAAAGAGAUUAAGGAAGGAAGGUCAGAACUGCAGCCAGAAAACAAAGAGAUGCUUGGGACUCCUUGUGCCAAACAGACGGUAAGUAAGUGGUCCACAGCUGUAUACACUGAAUCAACCAGCAACAGUUUGCGCAUAAGAGCGAGCUGAGGAAAUUUCCCACUGCGCUCUAUAUCCCUUGCUGCUUUUCUGAUCUUCCUUUCGCAUAAUUCACAUCAACAAGUUGAGGUCCCAGCUGGAAUUAUUAUUAAUCAACAGCUCACAGAAUUUCCCAUCUUCUCAGUUCCUAUCAGCCGAGACAUCACAACACUAGGUGCAGCUUUGUCAUUUCUUCUUUACAUGCACACAUUUGGAUUAGAGCAUUUUCUCUCAUGGUGCUCUCUGUGUCUGCCCGCCUGUCUGUACUACCAUCCAUGGAACCAAAGAAAGAGGUGGGAGCUAUUGUCAUGUUUAAAAAAAUCCUUCUUUCCCAGUGUGAAGUAGCAGCUCCUGAAGAGGUAGCUUUCCUGGUGACCGGAUCUUAAUACAAAAUAGCACAAUGUUGACCUAAGCUGGUCAAGAAAUGGAAAAUGGCUUCUGUGGAACAUUUGGAAGUUGUUUCACUUUAGAGGAUUCAAAAGAAGCCCAUUUUAGGGUGUUGUAAAUUGUUUUAAUCUAUUUUUAAUGUAAAAACAAGCCUCGUUUACCAAACCCAUUUUAGAAACCAGCUGACACAUACAAAUACAAACCUAUUUCUUCUCUCACUGGUUUACAAUAACAAGUGUGCAAAAUGUGCCAGAACUGCUCUUUACGCAAUGUGUCAGGACCUGAAAAAAGUUCCUUUCAGUAUUUCCAGUCGUUAUUGAUCCUGUGUCCAAGGUUCAGCUCAUUUGCAAUUCAGUGCCAGCAAAGUGGGGAAAAAGUGUGUUAAUGGACCACACGUUGUUUGUCCCGGCAGUUAGUUUGCAUGAAUUCGCUCAAAGCAUUGUGAAUAUUGGGAGGGCGAGGGGGGGUUGCAUUAAGAUUUCUUGGGGGAUUUCUGUUAAUCUGUCAGUUGUUUGUAUAUUUUAAAUUAAGCCCUGAUUAAUUUAAGCAGCUUUUUGUAUUUAUUAGCGCAUCAGAGUAGAAGAUUACACUGCCAAGCAGUAUAUGUUUGUAGUGGAGUCAUGUGUGAGGUAGCAAAACAUACCAUGUCUUAUCUGUCUGAAUAAGUGGAAAGCACUUUAUCAGCAAAAGCAGGAGGCACUUUUAUUGUCAAUGUCAUAUGUAGGACUGGAGAAACUUUUAGCAAAUAUAAGUUUAUGGCCUGUUGGUAUGUGGCUUAUGAUGCUGAUAGCUGACCUCUGUGAAUUCUAUCUUCAAGAGGCAAAGCAUCUUUCCCAGGGGCGGCAAUAGCAAAGGUUCAUGUUUAGUCAGUCUGGGGAUUCAUUUGGAAAUCGCAAAACAAACAAAUCCUGAUGAAAUGUAUUUGUAUGAUGACCUAAUCAAACUCCCUUAAGGAGACGGGGUAUUUAGUACAUAGCGGGCGCGUCUAUGCAUACUUUGGCAAGUACUAAAUGACUGUGCGGUACCUGCCGGUAUUGCAAAAUCACAGAUCACAGUGAUGCAUACAUCAUUUAUGACCCUACUGCACAGUAGCGGGGGUGUCAUGUUUAGUGCCCACUGCUGCUACAUUGCCAUAGCAAUGGACCCAGUAAAGAUAACUACCCCAGAUAGGAGCAUGCAACCUUUAUCGGUCAUUUUGUUCAGCCCCUGUUCUAGGCCAUAUUGUCCCUGACUAUUGGUAGUUUUUGGGAUCUUCACGUACAGCUGAAGCCACAGUAUGAUUCUUAGGACUAGAUCCAGUGAGCAUUAAUCCCUUGUAAUCCCUUGCAUGGCACAGCAGUAGUCACAGUGAUCUGAGUAGGGAGAUCUGUGAAAUCAAAAAUGACAAGAUCAAGCUUAUUUUAAAUUAAAAUGUCAAUAUUGGGACUUGAGCUGAGCAAAUCUUGCAGACCAGAGGUUGCUAAGCAUUUUUCUAUUCUCAUGAAGGAAUGUGCUUUCAUUCCAUUUGUGCCUUUCUCACAUUUGCUUUUUGUAACAUUUAGCCAGAGAAUUUCCAAGCAGGAAUGAUUAUUCAAAUAGCAAAUGUUGAAUUUGCAAUAGCCUUGCUAGAAGAGCAUAGCAGGCCAGAUGACGAGCAAUUUUGCUUGUCCAAUCAGGAAACAGUAAUGUAUAAUGUGACUUGCACCCAAUCACAGUGGCUUAAAUGGUGAAUAUCAAAUACUUGCAAUUAACAGCUCAUGAACUAGCUUCAGAUAUGUUGGCAGAAAUAAGUAGUGGAUCUUGACCAACAUCCAAAGUUUCAUUCUCUGUAUUGAGAGAGGGCAAGAGGCAAAAGCUGAAUUAUCCAUUGCUAUGUAUUUGCCCAGCUCUGGUCAUCACCAAGACAGCAAAAAAGGAAAUCAAUGUUAUUGUGAAAUAUAUGAGCUGCAGGGAGAAAUUAGUAUUAGUGGAACCCCUGACAAUGUAAAUCCAUUUAGUAACAAGAUGUGCUUACAAAAGCAAUGUUGUAUUUUUGCGAACUUUUUAAAUUAACCAAAAGGAAUGUAUAAAAGUGAUCAAUGUAUGCAAAACUAAAUCAAUAAACCACACUUUAAUUCAGAUAA